Molecule: messenger RNA, 4048 nt
Organism: Vicugna pacos (alpaca)
Lineage: Eukaryota; Metazoa; Chordata; Mammalia; Artiodactyla; Camelidae
Source: RefSeq, a predicted model, not a curated record
CGGAGAGGUAGCGGGGCGCCUAAUGGUUGCGGAAGCGCCCACUUGGCGGAGGUUGGGCCCGGCUUCAGCCCGGACGGGAAGCGAUGGCUCUUACCGGAACCGAGGACGAGGCACGUCUGCAGUGGCCGCCUCUCCGGUGACCCUCUUCCAGCUUCUGGGCCCUGCAUUGUACCGCUCCAACCCCGGGACCUGGGGCCAGGGCGCUCCUUCCCUGCUUCCACACCCCACCUCCUUUUAAAAAACUUUUAAAUUUUGAAAUAAUUUUAGACUUACGGAGAGAUGAAAAGUAUCUUACACCACCAUGGAACAUGUGUCGAAACUAAGAAGUUAACAUUGGCAUAAUAACGAUUAACUACAGGACAAGCUUGAUUCAGAUUUUACCAAUUUUUUUUCCGCAAUUUUUUUUUUCUGCUCCAGGAUCCAAACCAGAAUAGCACAUUGCAUUUAGCCUGCCUUAUUUGUAAUUGGUGUUAAGAGCUGGAAUCUCCUCUGUCUUACCCGUCUACCCUCUCCCCCAAGACAUGAACUGGCUUUUUAAAAUCCAAGAGAUACUUACUCGAUCUUUAAAUUUAGCAAGUAUUUAUUGGUAGUCUAGUAUAUGCCAGGUUCUGUUCUAGGUAUUGGGUAUUCAGCAUUAUCUGGUUCAGAUAAUCCUGAUCUCAUGGGAGCUAAAUAUAGUACACUGGGACCCAUAGGUUCCGUCUUCUGCGUGUUGUAUUUCAGAUUACUUUUUCAAUUUAAGGACACGCCACUUACAACAAUUACGUUGGUUGAAAAUCAGUGUUCAAGCUUUUCUACUCCCAAUUUACUCUAAAUUUUACUAUAAACUUCCAAGUGAUAGGAUUACCCCUUGCAUCUUCCCUUGUUAAAAAUUUUUUCCCCCUAAACUUUAUUACUAUUCUGAAAAAAAAAAACAGUAAAUAAAGAAAUGCUAAGUAAACCAGACUGAAGACCCUACUGUAGAUGGAGUUUCUCAUGUCUAAUUUUCAGAUUCUUUGACACAUGUAAUAAACCCAGGAAAAAUUUUAAAAGUUACCCUGUAUUCUUUCUCAGUUACCAUGUUUUAGGGAUCUGGCAAUUGCUCAGAGAUGAUAAGCAGCCUGAAAGUAUUUUUGUAUUUCUUUGCAUAAUUUGCUGCAGUUCAUGAUCAAGUGGUACCCGCAGGAAGUUCUUCAUCUAGAGUCAUAGUACACGUGGAUCUGGAUUGCUUUUAUGCACAAGUAGAAAUGAUCUCAAAUCCAGAACUUAAGGACAAGCCUUUAGGGGUUCAGCAGAAAUAUUUGGUGGUUACCUGCAACUAUGAAGCUAGGAAGCUUGGAGUUAAGAAACUUAUGAAUGUCAGAGAUGCUAAAGAAAAGUGUCCACAGCUAGUAUUAGUUAAUGGAGAAGACUUGACUCGUUACAGAGAGAUGUCAUAUAAGGUUACAGAGUUAUUGGAAGAAUUUAGUCCAGUUGUUGAGAGACUUGGGUUCGAUGAAAAUUUUGUGGAUCUCACAGAACUGGUGGGGAAGAGACUACAGCAGCUUCAAAGUGACGAGCUUGCAGCACUGACUGUGUCCGGUCACGUGUACAAUAAUCAGGCUGUAAACCUGCGUGACCUCUUGCACGUCAGACUGCUGGUUGGAUCUCAGAUUGCAGCAGAGAUGCGGGAAGCCAUGUACGUUCAGCUGGGUCUCACUGGCUGCGCUGGAGUGGCUUCUAAUAAAUUACUGGCAAAAUUAGUUUCUGGCGUCUUUAAACCAAAUCAACAAACAGUCUUAUUACCUGAAAGUUCUCAAGAUCUCAUUCAUAGUUUGAACCACAUAAAGGAAAUCCCUGGUAUUGGCUAUAAAACUGCCAAACGUCUGGAAGCACUGGGUAUCAGUAAUGUGCGUGAUCUUCAGGCUUUUUCAUCCAAAAUAUUAGAAAAGGAAUUAGGAAUUUCAGUUGCUCAGCGUAUCCAGAAGCUCAGUUUUGGAGAGGACCACUCUCCUGUGACGCCCUCAGGGCCACCUCAGUCCUUUAGUGAAGAAGAUUCACUUAAAAAAUGUUCAUCAGAAAUUGAAGCUAAAAAUAAGAUUGAAGAACUGCUUGCUAGUCUUUUAAACAGAGUCUGCCAAGAUGGGAGGAAGCCACAUACAGUAAGGUUAAUAAUCCGUCGGUAUUCAUCCGAGAAGCACUGUAGCCGUGAGAGUCGGCAGUGCCCUAUUCCACCCCACGUAAUUCAGAAGUUAGGGACAGGAAAUUAUGAUGUGAUGACCCCAAUGGUUGAUAUACUUAUGAAACUGUUUCGAAAUAUGGUGAAUGUGAAGAUGCCAUUUCAUCUUACCCUUUUAAGUGUGUGCUUCUGUAACCUUAAAGCAUUAAAUACUGCAAAGAAAGGGACUAUUGAUUAUUACUUAACACCAUCAUUAUCAACAACUUCAUGCUCUGGCAAGCGUAGUUUUAAAACGAAAGACACUCACAUGGAGGAUUUUUCCAAAGACAAAGAAACAAAUUGGGAUUUUCUACCAACUGGAAGAAUUGAGAGUACAAGAGCUGGGGAGUCUCCACCAGAUACUACAAGGUUUUCUAGAGAAAAAGGCAGAAAUGAAUUCCCACUCUUCUCACUUCCUGAGCGUAUUGACCGAGAAGUCUUUAAGCAGCUUCCAGUAGAUAUUCAAGAAGAAAUCCUUUCUGGGAAAUCUAAAGAAAAAGCUCAAGGGAAAGGAAGUUCGAGUUGUCCAUUACAUGCUUCUAGAGGAAUAUUAUCUUUUUUUUCUACAAAACAAAUGCAAGAUGGCUCUUUAAAUCCUAGAGAGCGUUUAUCCAAUAGCAAACAGAUAUCCUCUGUAUCUCCCUGUGAACCAGGAACAUCAGGUGUAAAUAGCAGUAGUUCCUCUUACCUGUCUAGCCCAAAGGAUUAUUCACAUUAUUUAGACAGUAGCUUAAAAGAUGAACGAAUGAGUCAAGGACCGAAAGAAUCUCAAGGAUUCCACUUUUCAAAUACAAACCCUGCUGUAUCUGUUUUCCAUUCAUUUCCACAUUUGCAGAGUGAGCAACUUUUCUCCAAAAACCGCACUACAGAUAGCCAUAAGCAACCGCUGGCAACAGUCUCUCAUCAUGAAGGACUUACAGAAAAUAGAGAGCAAGAUUCUACUGAUGAGAAAAUUACUUUUCCUUCUGACAUUGAUCCCGAAGUUUUCUAUGAACUACCAGAAGAGGUGUUCCACAGAUACACUGUAAUGUUUGGAGAUCUCCCUAACCUUGCUACACUAUCCGAAGAUUUUAUCUACAGAGGUCGGCUGCAGGCUGCUAUCUGCAUUUGCCUUUAGGGUGAACUCCACCUUUCAGGUUUGCUUCUUGCCCAUACUUCCUGCUCCUUUCCUGCUUUUGUUUCAGCUCAUUUUUUUUCCCCUGUGUGAGUGUAGAGGGGUGGGGCCUGGAAAUUUCCCUUAUAUAGUACAACUCAGUGAUGAAUUAACAAGUCUGUUUUCUCCAGAAUCUAAUAUUUUGUAGGGAGAACUCUUAAGAUUGUCUGUCUCACCACAGUGCAGAAGUACAAGUCUGUUUGGAUUUAUUUUUCCCAUCUUAUUUUGUACUUUCUCUUUCUUUUUCUAUGCUUUCUAUGCUUCUUUCCCAUCCGUAUUCCUUUCCUGUCUUCUUUUUGUAUUGGUUGAAUUUUCUGUUUUAUAUCUUCCUUCUACUGAUUUGAAAUUUAAACAUCCUAAGUUUCUCAUUACCCUUAAAAAUUUAACAAACUUAACAUCUAAAGAUGGUAAAUAUCUGUACCCUUUUCCAAAACAACACAAAGAUGUUAAAAUAUAUUAAUUUUAAUCAAGUUCCUCUAGUUCUUUAUAUAAGCUCCAAAUUCAAUAUUAUUAAUAUUUUAUAUAAUUAAUGUUUGGGUUUACCCGUAUGUUUAUCUUUUUGGGAGGCUCACCUUUUUUUUUUCUUGCAUCUCAACAUUCCUUCAAAGUAUAAUUAUUUUAACUUUCUGCAACAUGUCUUCAGAACUGGAUUUAGAAUUGACUUCUCUUGGACUGUUUUAAGAUACUUAAAAAAUAAAAGAAGUAUUUUUAUCUUCGGA